AUAAUAUAUUACAUUUAUUAGCCUUUCACCAGUGUCUGAUUUCACCUCAUAUCCUUCUAUCUGCUCCAUAUAAACCUCACAAUCAAGUAAAUUACAUGAAGAAGCUAUAUUCAGCUUUUUCUCAGGAUAUGUAGAAAUAAAGAAACACUCCAGAAAGUGCAAAAAAGAUGUGCUCCAUUAUUUCAUUAUGGUAAAACACCUCUAGAUGGCACACUCUCUGCAGCAUUAAAACCCUCGACAAGCCUAUUAUACUUUCAACUAUUAUCACUUGUGUCAAGUCAAAUUUGCAUGUUUUGAAUCAUAAAGAAAUAUGCCAAGACAUCAGUAUUAUAACUACCUACCUUCUGAGUUUCAUUCUUAAAGCUACACUAUGUAGCUUUUUUUAUUUUAAAAACAACAAAAUUGUAUUAAUGAGAGAGUGCAACAAACAACCAUCUUCCAAACCAUGUCUUUACCCAAAUACACUUUCAUAAACCUAUAAUAAUGAUUUAUAUUUUAGAGCUGUCAGGACGGAUUUCGUGGGAAAUUGCAUACAUACGUCAUUCGCCCGUGCGUGUCACAUCAUAUUCGUACACAGAGAAAAUAAGCUCCGGCUACUGUAGCUCAUGCAUGGUGUGGGAGUAGCAUGAAGCUGAAAGUUUGUUGUCACAACGAACGAGAAAAACUGACCAUGGAUCAUUCAAAACAGCAAACUUCCGGGGAAUCACAGGUUGUAAAAACAAAGAAACCCCGAACAGAGCAGAGUCUACAAGCAAAAAUGGAAAACAACAGAGUCCGUAAUAAAACCCGAAUCAACAUCAGCUUGGCAUUUCAGAGGUGGCGACAACUCCGAGAUCUGAAAGGAUUCAAAAGUGACCCAGAGAUGGCUUUUUUCUCACUCAAAGGGGAAACAGCUACCAGUUGUUCAUGCAAAGAGGUUGUUGUGGGCUUUCAUAACGCACACCUGAAGAGAGAAGGAAGGAAAACAAGGAAGACAGAAAAUGGGGGAAACAGCUACAAAUUGUUCAUGCAAAGAGGUUGUUGUGGGCUUUCAUAACGCACACCUGAAGAGAGAAGGAAGGAAAACAAGGAAGACAGAAAAUGGUGAACACCACUUUGGGACCUCAAAAUGCGAGCAGAGACACAACAUACAAUUUCACAGGCUUAUCAAGCCUUGACAUCUUCAUUAUAUGCAUGUAUUUUGUCAUCUUUGCUGUGGGUAUCAUUGGAAAUGGGCUUGUCAUAUUUGUGACUGGCUACAAAAUGAAGACAACGGUCAACUCCAUUUGGUUUCUCAACUUGGCGAUUGCAGACUUCAUCUUCAUUUUAGUCCUGAUUAUCAACAUCUUAAUUGCCUUUUACAAGAACGCUUGGCACUUUGGUGACGUAAUGUGCAAGUUUAUCUCAUUUGUGGCGGUGCUAAACAUGUUUGCAAGUAUUUUUUUACUGACAGCUAUCAGUCUGGACCGAUGCCUGUGCACAUGGGUGAUUGUGUGGGCUCAGAAUAAACGAACUCUUGUCAAAGCCAGGAUUAUCUGCACAUUUGUGUGGUUUUUAUCAAUCGGCUGCAGCAUCCCUUUUGUCAUCUAUCGCCAAGUAAAAAAAGAUAAUGAAAUUAAAUACUGCUCCUUUACAGCCAGCACAGAUAUCUUAAAGUCUCUGAUCACGUACAGGUUUGUGGUGGGGUUCCUCAUCCCCUUCCUGAUCAUUGUAUCUUCAUACAUAGCUAUUGGAGUGCGGGCCAAACGCCUCAAAAGAGGAAAGCAACAUAGACCUUUCUGGAUCAUUAUAGCUGUGAUCAUGGCCUUUUUUAUUUGCUGGUUUCCUUUCCAUGUUCAACAAUUGUGUUACAUUAGUGCAGUGCGGAAUAAAUGGAGUGUUACAAAUAUAAUUGAAAACUCAGGGAGUUUACUUACCUGCCUGGCUUAUCUAAACAGCUGUCUGAACCCCAUUCUUUAUGUGUUCAUGUGUGAGGAGUAUAAGAAGAAGCUUAAACAGUCCUUGCUGCUGGUGCUCGAAUCGGCUUUUGCAGAAGAACAACUAGGCUUCCGAUUAGCUCGCUUCUCCACUUGUUCACGCCUCUCAGAGACACAAGGUGCCAAGCAAACGACACCACCAUCUCCUCCACUGCCAGUGGCCAGGACAAAACCAGCCUUUAAAAACACCAGUCUCUGAGUGAUUGGAAAACAUUUAUUCUUCAUUUUAUACUGAGGUGUCAGCAAUCUAAAAAGCAUAUCAACAAGCACUCCACUUUUGAUGCCUUGCUAGAAACUAGAAACAUAAGCAAUUGACUUGAGACUUGACUCAAAUUUGAAACUCACAAACAUCACACACAGGUUUUUAUGGCUACAGGGAUGUUCUCUUAAUGUUGAGAUACUGUUUAGAUACAAGGGGGUGUGGAUAUUUUCUCAUGUUCUAGGAAAUCAUGAGAAAUAAUAUAUUUGUAAUUACACAUGAAAUAAAUUAAAAAAAAUAGUAUUGACUUAGAUUUGGCCUUAAACGGCUUGUGAGUAGAUUUGGACUCGUGACAAAAGACAUAACACUUGUCUUGGACUCCAAACUGGAAACUCGUAAACAAAAAAUAUUUUAAUCUACAAGGAGAAAAAUUUUCUUUAAACACUAAUAUACUGUUUAGAAAUGAGGGGGGCUCUCAUGCACGCUUAUUCCUGUAAAAAUGAGUGGCCAUUUGUUCACUUUAUCCAGGAAACCCCUUGAAACAAUACAUUUUAGUAACACAGUCAAAAGUGUUACUAAAAGAGAUUUAAGCCUUGACUUGGACUCAUGGCAAAGACUAAGACUUGACUUUGACUCUGCAUAUUAAUAUGGGGUAGGAGGAGUAUCCUACCAUUUAUUGUAUUUUUUGCACCAUUUCGUUACAUUUUUUUUUUCUCAUUGUCUUGUUUUACACAACCACCAUGUGACUUUGUAAUACUGUCAUUUCAGUGCUUGUUACUGUCUUUUGAGGAAACAUUUUGUCUGCAGUCUUCCACAACUUUAUGAUUAUAAAGACCAUUUUUAUGUCUUUUCUUUAUUAAGCAUAAAACAUCUACAGUACCUUAUAUCUACAGUUAACUUCGGCAAAUGUAAAUAAUAUGAA
This is a messenger RNA of Myxocyprinus asiaticus (Chinese sucker), 3076 nucleotides long. RefSeq names its product C3a anaphylatoxin chemotactic receptor-like. NCBI's taxonomy places the organism in Eukaryota, Metazoa, Chordata, Actinopteri, Cypriniformes, Catostomidae. Gene Ontology annotation, molecular function: G protein-coupled receptor activity; complement receptor activity. Bases 1081 to 2154 code for a protein of 357 amino acids. The transcript has 4 exons. Gene Ontology annotation, cellular component: plasma membrane. Gene Ontology annotation, biological process: positive regulation of cytosolic calcium ion concentration; complement receptor mediated signaling pathway; phospholipase C-activating G protein-coupled receptor signaling pathway. The record is from RefSeq and is a predicted model, not a curated record.